Chaetomium strumarium is the source of this 1349-nucleotide messenger RNA. RefSeq names its product chaperonin 10-like protein. The record is from RefSeq and is a predicted model, not a curated record. Gene Ontology annotation, molecular function: oxidoreductase activity; zinc ion binding. Bases 80 to 1225 code for a protein of 381 amino acids. NCBI's taxonomy places the organism in Eukaryota, Fungi, Ascomycota, Sordariomycetes, Sordariales, Chaetomiaceae. The transcript has 4 exons.
UACCUUGCACUUCCGCAAAUCAUUCAAAACCAUCGCUCCGAAUUAUCCAAUUCACAAAAUCCACCAAUCCCGAGUCAAAAUGCAACUCCCACUCAAGACCGAAGCCUUGGUGGUGAACAAACCCGGGGGCGAGUUCGAAAUGACUCCGAUUGUCAUCCAAGACCUGAGACCAGACGAGCUGUUGGUGGAGAUGCGAUACUCGGGUGUUUGCCACACGGAUUUCUACCUGCAGGAGGGCUCCCUCGGCGCACUCCUCGAAUUCCCAGCCAUUGCGGGACACGAGGGCGCAGGUAUCAUCCGUGCAAUCGGGUCCCAAGUCACGGACAAAUCCCUCCAAGUCGGCGAUCCGGUACUGCUCUCCUUCACGGCCUGCGGGGAGUGCGGACACUGCGUGAAAGACAGGAACUUCAGCAGGUGCAGUGCGUUCCCGGCGCUCAACCUGACCGCCACGCCACGCCCGGACAGGAGCAGCCCCGCCAAACUGCUGUUGGACGGCCAGCCGGUACGGAGUCAGUUCUUCGGGCAGUCCUCCUUCUCCCGCUUCUCCGCGGUCCGCGAGAACUGCGUGGUCAAGUGCCCCUACCCGGACGACAUGGCGCUCUACGCCCCGAUGGGCUGCGGCUAUCAGACCGGCGCCGGGACCAUCCUCAACGUCCUCAAGCCGAAGCCGGAUCAGACGGUAGCGGUCUUCGGGGCCGGAAGCGUGGGGUUCGCGGCCAUCAUGGCUGCUGCGAGCAUCCCGGUCAAGCAGAUCAUCGCCAUCGACAUUGUGGAGCAGAAGUUGGCACUCGCGAAGGAGCUUGGGGCCACGCAAACGAUCAACUCUUCCAAGCUACAAGGCGGCGGCGUGGUCGCGGCGAUCAAGUCCGUGACAGGAGGUCAAGGAGUGGAUUUUGCGGUUGACACUACCGGAGUGGCGGCCGUUAUCGAGAAGAUGCUGAUGUGUUUGUCCUUUGGAGGAACGGCGGCGUCGGUGGGUGCGCCGCCGAGGGAAGCGAAUAUCAACGUGAACCCCGGGGCCUUUUUUGCCGGCAUGAACAAAUGGGUGACCGUCUCAGAGGGCGACUCACAUCCACCAGAGUUCAUCCCUCAGCUUAUCGACCUUCACAGACAAGGGAAGUUUCCGGUGGACAGAAUUAGCAAGGUCUAUCCAGUGGCUGGGCUCAAGAAGGCUGUCUCGGAUAUGCAUGCCGGAACGGUCAUUAAACCGAUCAUCGAGUUUUGAUUCUUGACAGGAAGAGAGCAUAGAGCGUAGAAUUGGUUAGCAAGCCAUCAUUUUUUGCCAGGCUGAAUGCUUAAGGACUUGGACAUAUACAUUUAUAUGCUGUAUCCCGAGUUCUUCCUCCGCA